Silurus meridionalis is the source of this 1498-nucleotide messenger RNA. RefSeq names its product splicing factor 3a, subunit 2 (gene sf3a2). Gene Ontology annotation, molecular function: nucleic acid binding; zinc ion binding. Gene Ontology annotation, biological process: spliceosomal complex assembly. Lineage: Eukaryota; Metazoa; Chordata; Actinopteri; Siluriformes; Siluridae. Bases 200 to 1114 code for a protein of 304 amino acids. Gene Ontology annotation, cellular component: nucleus; U2 snRNP; catalytic step 2 spliceosome. The transcript has 8 exons. The record is from RefSeq and is a predicted model, not a curated record.
CCGAGAUCCCAGCAGUUUCUCCUGCCUGUUCAAUUCAUGCCCCAAGCCGGACCGCGCAUGCGCACGAGAAUCACACCCAGCUGCGUCCUCUACCUUAUCUGCACUGCGCAUGCGCAACAGGGUCCUGCGAGUAUAGUGUGAGCAGCACUGAGUGAAAUCUGACAGUUUACAAAGGUGGUAAAUCCACAGCUUUGUAAAGAUGGACUUCCAGCACAGAGCCGGUGGAAAGACCGGCAGUGGCGGGGUGGCUUCGUCCUCCGAGAGCAACCGGGACCGCCGAGAACGCCUCCGCCAACUCGCUUUAGAAACCAUAGACAUUAACAAGGACCCUUACUUCAUGAAGAACCAUUUGGGUUCCUAUGAGUGCAAGCUGUGUCUCACACUUCAUAAUAACGAGGGGAGUUACCUGGCACACACACAGGGAAAGAAACACCAGACUAAUUUAGCAAGAAGAGCCGCUAAAGAAGCCAAAGAGGCUCCGGCCCAGCCAGCACCCGAGAAAGUAAAGGUGGAAGUGAGGAAAUUUGUAAAGAUCGGGCGACCAGGUUACAAAGUAACGAAACAGAGGGAUUCAGAGACUGGUCAGCAGAGUCUGCUGUUUCAGAUUGACUAUCCUGAGAUUGCAGAGGGAAUUGGACCCAGACACCGCUUCAUGUCUGCGUAUGAGCAACGUAUUGAGCCUCCAGACCGUCGCUGGCAGUAUCUGCUCCUGGCAGCAGAACCCUACGAAACCAUUGCAUUCAAGGUUCCGAGCAGAGAGAUAGACAAAUCAGAAAGUCGCUUUUGGACUCACUGGAACAGAGAAACCAAACAAUUUUUCCUUCAGUUCCAUUUCAAAAUGGAGAAGCUUCUGCCUCAGCCUGGAGGGCAGGUCGCUCCCACAUCCAUCAAGCGCCCGCCUCCUCUGAUGACCGGCAUGGGUUCUCGACCGCCCACUGACUCCAUGCCCCCACCACCACCAGGAGGAAUUCCAGGGAUGCCCCCUCCUCCUCACAAUGCUCCUCCACAGAUGCACCAUGCUGGCUUGCCUCCUCCCGGUGCUCUGCCACCCCACAUGCACCCACAGUUAUCCUCUGACGGAUCAGUAGGAAUUCCUCAUUCACGCAGUAACUGAGUGUGACACUUCGGAUUUUUCUUUUCUGUCUUUAUAUUGGAUUUGCUGAAUCUGUCAUAUUUUUGUAAAUACGGACAGGAGGGUGUUGUGGUGAUUGUGGGUAUUUUUAGAACUGCAUUCUUGCUCAGAUUAGAGCAGCCUUCUUUUCACCUGGGAAUGUUUCAGGUUUUAUAGGCAAAGUAUAAUAACUCAAAUCGAUCAUUGUUUGGAGCCCCAGUUAUUCAGGUGCCCAAAGAUGGUUUGGUUUUCACGCUCUAAUUUGCAGGUUAGUGUUGUUUUUAUUUUAUUUUUUAUCAUCUUUUUGAUGCAAGACCUCCACAGCCACCUCACUUUCACAUCAAGUGAUUUAUUUUUUUUAUUGUUUUUUUUUUUUUUUUUUUUUUU